This is a messenger RNA of Ostreococcus lucimarinus CCE9901, 618 nucleotides long. RefSeq lists its product with no specific name. Lineage: Eukaryota; Viridiplantae; Chlorophyta; Mamiellophyceae; Mamiellales; Bathycoccaceae. Gene Ontology annotation, cellular component: nucleus. The record is from RefSeq and is a predicted model, not a curated record. The annotation marks the transcript as partial. The transcript has a single exon.
CUAUUCGCAGAGUUCAACGAAAAGGUGUUCGAUGCCGAGCUUCCGUCGGACUUUGAAGUGACGUGGAACAAGAAGCUGCUGACCACGGCGGGCCUGACACAUUACAAACGUUCAACGAAAUCUGGUGAGACAACGUACAGCGCGCGCAUCGAACUAUCCAACAAGGUGCUGGACACAGUUGAAAAACUCGAAUCCACGUUGCUCCACGAGAUGUGUCACGCCUCCGCUUGGCUCGUCGACAAGACCGCGAAACCACCUCACGGGCCGGUGUUUAAGAAGUGGGCUAGUCAAGCGAUGAAAGUUUAUCCCGAGACGAACGUCAGUACGUGCCACGCGUACACGAUCCAUCAGCCGUACAAAUGGCGUUGCACCAGAGACUGGUGUCAACAAGAGUACGGCCGUCACAGCAAGUCAAUCGAUAUCACGAAAAAGGCGUGUGGUGCGUGCGGGGGGAAGUUGGAGUACCUUGGCAAGUUCAAGAAGAAUGGGGACGAAGUAGCCGCUCGAGCACCGACGGCUUUUUCGUUGUUCGUGAAGGAGCACUUCAAAUCCACCAAGAACGCUCUCGGCGCUUCGACUCCGCACAAAGACGUCAUGAAACAUUUAUCACAGCGAUGG